CAUUCAGUCCGACCGACCGUCUGGCCUCUGGGAUUUAAUUAGUUUCAUCGGCUAAAUCAGCAUCUAAUUGCGACGACACCGGUGUCAACCGCGACAGCGACAUCUGUGGACGACAUUUGGGGACGGCGCCGCGUGUCCAACUAAUUAGCAGCUAUCGGCUUUUGUUUCCUAGUGUUCCAUGAAGGGGGCAUAUAAAACCGAAAUGAGGCGCAGUAAAGCACUUAGUUGAUCGACGAUCGUUAGCCGCCGAGUUAGCAAGAUGAGCUGUGAGGUGCACUACAACGCCGCCUCGCGCACUUGGUUCGGACCGCGUGGCAAGGACUUCUACGGCCCUGAGAUGACCCUGGGCGAGGUCAUCAUGCGCGUGCUCCAGAUCAACGCCGACCAGGUGAUGCAGCACUGCGACCCCACCGGCGAGGAGCUUACCGGUGCCCAGCUGGCCCAGCAGAGUGCACGGAUAGCCCAGGCCUUCAAGCGGCUGGGCCUGUAUCGGGGCGAUGUUAUCGGUAUAUCGGCGAACAACACGACCUAUCUGACCAGCGUGGUCAUAGCGGCCCUGCUCCGAGGAAUACCGAUAAAUCCACUGCAUCCGGAGCUCGCAGAAGAGACGGUCAAGUACAUGUAUGACAUAACAGAACCCAAGUUGAUAUUCUGCGAUGUGGAGAACUAUCCCACAAUCCAGGCGGUCAAUCAGAGAUUAGUCACUCCUGCCACCAUCUACCUGUUGAAUGGACGGCUUGAGGGAGUGCGAGACGUCAGCGAACUGCUCAACGAAGAUGAAUCCAUCACAGCAGCAGCAUAUGUGCCCUGUCCCAAGCUCCAUGGCGAUCACACGGCCUUCAUUGUGUGCUCCUCCGGCACGACGGGAAUGCCCAAGGGAGUGACCCGCUCACAUCGGAGUUUGCUCUGCAACUGCAAGAAUCCCAAUACAUACACUAGGGACAGCAUUCUGCUGUCCUUUAGUCCUUUGUACUGGAUAUCCGGGACGAUUAUCCUGCUGGCCUCGCUGCUGAAUGGAUUCCGGCGCAUUAUCACCAAUCGACCCUAUAGUGUGGACUACUUGCUCCAGCUGGUGGCCACCCAUCGGGUGACCUUCCUCUUCCUGGCCUCCCACCAGAUCGCACUGCUCUCCAAGCACGACAGCGACUUUGAGAAGCUGAAAGCCCAGCUGGAAUCCGUUCGAGUGCUGAUCGGUGCCGGAUCGAAGGUUUGCAAGGCCGUCUUCCGGCGCAUGUACGAGCUGAUCGGCAACCAGAGGUUCAUUAUCGGCUACGGCCUCUCAGAGAUGGGAGGACUAAGCAAGAACGUCGGCGGUCCGCUCGGCUGCGAGGGCAAGGUAAUGCGGAAUGUGGAGCUGCGCGUCGUGGACAAACUAAAGAUGCCACUGGGCAUCAACGAGGUGGGGAUCAUAUACGCCCGCCUGCGCUAUCACUGGGAGGGCUUCUACCGCAAUCCGGAGGCAACCGCGCGGACACUCAGCCCCGAUGUCAGCGAGGCCUCUGUGUUCGGGGCGCCCGAUUUGGUGGACACCAACCUCACGGCCUGUGCUGUGGUGCGAACAGCCAAAGGUGCUCUUCUAUUGGAGCUCAAAGACGCCUCGAAGGAGACCGCGCAGCUGCUUCGCGAGGACAUAGGCACUGUCCUAGGAGGCAAGGCGGAGGCGCGAGCCCUCACCCAGCAGACGAGGCUAGAGAUGCUCGACUUGGAUGAGAUGGCUACCUCGGAGGACGUGAGGAAGGCCUUCAGCGAGCAAAUGGGGAUUACACUCGAUGUGGACGCCAUUAAGAGUUUGCGCCCAGGCUUUGGUGGUACCCAGCGGGCUAUUAUUUGCCUGCCGGCGACCCUUGCAACGAAGGCGCUAUCCGUUGGUAAGGUUAAAGUGGCAUGGUCCGUCUGCCGCAUACGGUAGCGAAAUCUGCCGUUAAAG
Drosophila miranda is the source of this 1927-nucleotide messenger RNA. RefSeq names its product probable 4-coumarate--CoA ligase 3. Gene Ontology annotation, molecular function: long-chain fatty acid-CoA ligase activity. The coding region runs from base 260 to 1909 and encodes 549 amino acids. The record is from RefSeq and is a predicted model, not a curated record. The transcript has 6 exons. NCBI's taxonomy places the organism in Eukaryota, Metazoa, Arthropoda, Insecta, Diptera, Drosophilidae. Gene Ontology annotation, biological process: long-chain fatty acid metabolic process; fatty-acyl-CoA biosynthetic process.